Messenger RNA from Platichthys flesus (European flounder), 7188 nucleotides. It is a transcript of the gene col24a1, whose product is annotated as collagen alpha-1(XXIV) chain. Lineage: Eukaryota; Metazoa; Chordata; Actinopteri; Pleuronectiformes; Pleuronectidae. Gene Ontology annotation, molecular function: extracellular matrix structural constituent. The coding region runs from base 728 to 5890 and encodes 1720 amino acids. The transcript has 60 exons. The record is from RefSeq and is a predicted model, not a curated record.
CAAACACAGGCAUUAUACCAGCUUUGGUCUAAUUCCACGAGUCAAAGCAGACAAAGGGCAUCGGUGAACACAAGCCUUAACUCUACCCGUGAUGUCACGAGUGGCUGGUGAAAUCCAACACCACCAGCUUGAGUUGUGUUGGGGUGAAGACGGUUCCCUUUUGCAUCAGUGCAAGUUUAGGCACAUAGCAGGAGGAACCACCGCCUGGAGGUAAAGACGCGCAGGGCUGGAUGUGCAGUCGAGUCGGAGACCGCAGUGUGUGAGAGCAGCGCUGCUUCUCUGAGUCGAGUUAACUCAGCAGACACACACAAACAAAAACUAAGUGUUCAAACCUUUUUUUGUUUUUUGUUUUUUUCGAACCACCGUGCGUAACCGUCGCGCGUCUCCACGUUUGGAUCCACCGCGCGUUUUCGUGCGUAAAUGAUCUGAGAGGGUUCGAAGGAGUGUGUGUGUAUGUUUGUGAGAGAGAGAGAGAGAGCGAGCGAGAACGAGUGAGGGAGUGAGUGAGAGAGAGAGUGAGAGAGAGAGGGGAAAGAGAGAGAGAGAGAGAGCUCUCCUCAGGACUCGCUGCUGUACGAUGAGGAAAUUCUGAGGUGGCACUUCUCCUCCGUACACUUUACGCCUACUCUGGCUCCCACCACCACCAGGCUUAGCCCAUGAACAGGCAUCCUCGCGCGUGUGAUUCUGUUUUCACCCAGAUCUCUGCUGCCUGGACAAAUGCAUACAAAUGCAUUUAGGAGCUCAACGGACAAGGAGUGGACACGUUUCCGCGGCUGCAACGUGGAACUUCCUCCUGCUCCUGUCAGUAUGCUCAGCAGUGCUCUCUGGAGACGAACACUAUCUAUCUCAAGGAGUGGAUAUUCUCUAUCGAUUGGGGCUCACGGAUCAAACCACAGACGAUCCCUACGAGAAGGAAAGCUCACCUUCGACUUCUUACACCACUGUUCCCUCACACUUAACUCUUCCUGUUUCUGGAUAUGGAGUACUACUCGACUCAAACUCCUUCUAUGAGGCUCCAGCAGGAAGUCUUUUCCCACCAGAGAUUGGUGAGGAGUUUUCCGUCGUGGUUAGUCUAAGCUCCUGGCGAGCGAACAAUGCUUUUCUUUUUACUGUUAAAGAUGGCAGGGACAGGCUGCGUUUUGGCAUCCAGCUGCUGCCGCGCAGGGUGGUGGUCUACACUGCAGAGAAGGCCUCCAUCUACUUCAACUAUAACUGGCAGGAUGGACGCCAGCAUCCUUUCGCUGUUGCCGUUCGUCCUCGCUCUGUGUCCUUCUAUGCAGAUUGUGGAGCGGUGCAUCAACAGGAACAAACCCUGGGGAGAUCUCAGUCGCUCGGGGACUCCGGGGGUCUCUUCACUCUGGGGAGGAUGAACUCUAAAUCCGCAACGUUCAACGGUCGAGUCUGCCAACUAGAUAUCUAUCCCUCAGCCCAGGCUGCUGCGCACUACUGCAGCUACCUUAAAAAACAGUGCCGACUGGCCGACACUUACCGAUUGCCUUUGCCAAAUCCCGGUUUGGCUACUGAGGCAAAUGAACCCCCUUCUAUUGCGUUGACAAACUCCUUUGUUGGAGUAGCAGCUACUCAUCAGACUCCCACCAAAAUCACAGCAGCUGUCAAACUAUCCCCAGGAACUCUGGUCACACAGACCUCGGCUAUGAGUCCAUCAGCAGACCCUAGUCUGGGGCACCAGAGCCACAUUUCUGCUUUGGAUCCCCUUGCUCACUCCACCGCAUCCUUGCUUCAGCCGGAAAGUCCUACCAUAGCAACCCUGAAGGCGCAAGCAGCUUUGGAUCUUGUCUACAGCACAAGGGAAAACGUUUUGAUAAAAGGGAGUACGCCCCAAGGGGAUAACGAUUCCUCCGAGAACAGCACAGAGGAAGAGAGCCUGCCGACUCCAGACGCCAACCCAGGCCUGAGCCCUCAUGUGAGGCUAAGUCGAGUGAAGGAAGGACUCAGGAACAACUCCAUCAUCAGCUCCAGGGACUCUGGCUUUGGCUCCGAACACACCCAUCAGGCCCAAGGCCCUCAUGUGAGAGUCAACGGCACCACGUUGUACAGGGAGAACCAGGUGGACACCUCAGAACAGCAUGAUCCGGAUGGCAGCUACGAUGAUGUCGACAUGGAAGGGUAUGAUUAUGGAUAUGAGGAACCGGAUUUCUUGUACGACUACGAAGACGGUUUCCCCGGCCCCAAAGGAGAACCAGGUCCUCCGGGUCCGCCUGGUCCUCCUGGUUUACCUGGUCCUCAGGGACAAAGAGGCACUCGGGGUCCUACUGGUCCACAUGGAAAUGCAGGAGAGCCUGGACCCCCUGGGCCCAAGGGUUCGAAGGGAGACCCCGGACUGUCCCCCGGUCAGGCUCUACCAGGAGACAAGGGUGACAGAGGUCCACCAGGUUUGCCCGGGUCAAAUGGAUUUCAAGGUCUACCGGGUCCCAAAGGUUAUCCAGGCCCCCUUGGAUUGCCAGGAGAAAGAGGCAUACCAGGACCUCCUGGGGAAGCGGGAGCUGCAGGUUACCCUGGCAGGCAGGGCUCAGCCGGGCCGCAAGGUAACCCAGGUCCUAAAGGUGUCCGCGGUUUCAUUGGUCUUCCUGGUGUUGCUGGGCCAUUUGGACUGGAGGGGGAGAAAGGAAUUCCUGGUCCUGUUGGAAAACCUGGCCCCAAAGGAAGACACGGUGUGGUGGGCGAUGUAGGCGAGAGGGGGCCUCCUGGUCCUGAUGGAAAUGAGGGGCCUGUUGGUGGGAUUGGCAUCAGCGGCUUUCCCGGUCUAAGGGGGGGCUCAGGGCCUGAGGGACCACAAGGGCUGGCUGGUAUGAUGGGACCUCAGGGCCCAGCAGGACGAGCCGGCCUGCCUGGAUUGAAAGGUGAUAAGGGUGAAGUUGGACCGAGGGGCGAGCCAGGAGAGACGGGCUCCCAAGGUGACAAGGGAGCUGCCGGUUCACCUGGUCCCGCCGGGCCAAAAGGGAAACCAGGACCAUCGGGCAAAAUGGGUGAGCUCGGGGCAGAAGGACCAGCUGGGCCUCCAGGACCGGAGGGGUUUCCUGGGGACAUCGGAGUGCCAGGGCCCAACGGUCCACCUGGACCAAAGGGUUUGCUGGGAGCCAGAGGGCCACAGGGUCCGCCGGGGCCAAAAGGAACAGAGGGGGAUGAAGGACCACUCGGCCCACCUGGCAGCGCCGGCCCAACUGGGAGACCCGGGAGGAAAGGCCACAUCGGGGAACCUGGACCUGACGGAUUAGAGGGAGAGAAAGGAGACUUGGGAAACGUCGGAAAAAUCGGAGCACAAGGUCCGGCAGGCCUGAUCGGAAUAGCUGGUGCGAUGGGAGUUCCUGGUGAAAAGGGCGACCGAGGACCAGCUGGGCCGACGGGUCCACUCGGAGAGACGGGGCCGCGGGGCUAUCCAGGAAUACCAGGAAGUCCAGGAGACUUCGGCUUGCAAGGGGCAGCUGGUCCUCAGGGGCUGAGGGGAACUCAGGGCAUCGCUGGGCCGAAGGGCAGGAGGGGGCCCCUGGGUCCUGAUGGUCCACUGGGAGAGCCAGGCGCAGAGGGCACCAAGGGCGAACGGGGGGACAUUGGACAGAAAGGAGAACCAGGAUUCAUUGGAAAGGCCGGCGGUCCAGGAGAGAGAGGCCCAGCCGGAAAACCUGGUAAAGCAGGAGUUCCAGGCAGCAGCGGGGAGAGGGGACCACACGGUGAACCAGGACCCAAAGGACCUGCUGGAGAAGCUGGACCCGAUGGAGAGCCAGGCCCUGGGGGUGGGCCAGGUGCAGAGGGGGAACCAGGUGCCAUCGGAGAGCUGGGUUCAAAGGGUGAUGCUGGGCCUCCAGGAGCUGAAGGGGAGCAGGGGCAGGAGGGGAUACGAGGUCCCCCUGGUCCCCCUGGUGAAGACGGGCCACAAGGGAAAGAUGGACACAAGGGGGAGCCUGGUGAGCGAGGGCCACUCGGAGAGCCAGGUGACAAAGGGAUAGAAGGAGACCCUGGGCCCCCGGGACCACCUGGAGGGCCUGGAAAACAAGGCUUUCGGGGGCCUGAAGGAAAACUGGGGUCACCUGGGAACAGAGGACGACAUGGGAAGAAGGGAGAGAAAGGUCCUCCGGGUCUUGUUGGUGAGCUCGGCGAACGGGGAGACAUCGGCCAGCCGGGCGAGCCGGGGCUGAAAGGUGCCAGAGGAACCCGAGGAACACCAGGUCAGCUGGGUGUCAUGGGAAUAGAGGGACAACCGGGACUGACAGGAUACACAGGUCACCUUGGCAAGACCGGGCCCAUUGGACCACCGGGGCCUAAAGGGGAAAAGGGUUACCCAGGCGAGGACAAUAAGAUUCCAGGACCGCCCGGGCCCUUAGGUGAACCAGGGCCCCCAGGAGAACGAGGAGAGCGCGGAGAGCCGGGCGAUGAAGGGUAUCAGGGCCAUACUGGUACGUUUGGAUCUCGUGGGGCAGUUGGACCACCAGGCCCACCGGGAUCACCAGGCGUUCCUGGAGAACUGGGUCCAAAGGGAGAGAUCGGACCUGAGGGCUCAGCGGGGAAGAAAGGAGCACGAGGCCUGACCGGAGCUCCUGGGAUUGAAGGGCGUGGUGGGUCACCUGGACUCGUGGGAAUGAUCGGAUACCCAGGGCUCGACGGUCCCACAGGACUGAGCGGCUUCACAGGACUACCAGGAUUAAAGGGACGCCAGGGUCAGAGAGGCUUGUUGGGACUCGAGGGACCUGCUGGACGUCCAGGUCCCAGGGGAGAGGUUGGACUUCCUGGACCUUCUGGAGAAGAUGGACCCACUGGUCACAAGGGGGAGUCUGGUCUUCCGGGGGACAGGGGGACGUCAGGAAUCAAAGGCAUAGAGGGGACUUCUGGGGACCAGGGCAGGACAGGUGACCCGGGACCCAAAGGACAACUAGGAGAAUCUGGAGAUCUGGGGAUGGUUGGUUUAAAGGGGUUUCCAGGACCAAAGGGGCCGAAUGGUGAUUUUGGAUUUCGAGGGUUCCCCGGCCCUAAAGGCCCGAUGGGAACUCUGGGAUUCUCUGGACCUGUUGGCCCUGAAGGAAUGAUCGGCCCGAUAGGGAAACCUGGGCCACGGGGUCCAAAAGGAAACUACGGUGAAAUGGGGCCUCAGGGACCACAAGGAAAUCCAGGACCCACAGGACCCCCUGGAGCUCCCGGUCCAACAAGGCGGAUAUAUGACGACUCUGUGUUCUACGGUCGAUCCGACUCUCAUGCUGACCCCAGGACAGAGAGUUUCCAGAACACAGAGGUGAGCCUGCCCGACCAGAACACGGAGAUCCUGCAGACCCUUCAGUAUCUGAGCAGUGUGAUCGAGAGCAUCAAAAGGCCUCUGGGCACCAGGGAGAACCCGGCUCGCGUCUGCAAGGAUCUGCUGGAAUGUCAACACAAAGUCCAAGAUGGUUGGUUCUGGGCUGAUCCCAAUCUGGGCUGCACUUCUGAUGCCUUCAGGGUCUUCUGUAACUUCACCGCAGGAGGACAGACCUGUUUACAUCCACUGGCCCCGAAUAAGAUGGCGUUCGGUGUCGGCAAAGUCCAAAUGAAAUUCCUUCACCUGUUAAGCACUGAGGCCAGACACAGCAUCACGCUCCACUGCCUGAACGAUCCACCCAACGUCCCCGCAGACGGCUUCACCUCCACCGGGCCGGUACACCACGAAGACAUCACUCUGCUGUUCCGUGGCUGGAACAAACAGGCGUUCGAGAAAGACACGCUACUCGAACCACAUGUGCUGCAAGACGAGUGCAAGAUCCAGGACGGGAGCUGGCACCAGUCACGUUUCCUCUUCCACACUCAGGACAGUCGUCAGCUCCCGAUAGUAGACGUGCAGGGACUCACACCCACAUCAUCGCCCGACAGCCAGCAGCAUCUCGAAAUCGGUCCGGUCUGCUUCCUCUGACUCCAGCAUCACCGUCCUCUGACCCCCUCACAUCAAACUGCGUCAAUGCAAGGCGGUUUCAAAAUGGCUUGAAGGCUUGAAGACCAAGCCUGAGGGAGAGCGUCCACGGGAGUCGGUCCUCGUCCUCGGGGCGUGUUGAUGGGACUUUUGUGAGAGUAACAAAAACGCUUGGUGUCCAGCUGAAGGCAGAACUUCAGGAACUCGAUCUCUUGGAACAUCCAGGCCAAGAAUCCAAGAAGAGAACCGUGUAUAACAAUAUUUAUCAAAUACAUGUGUAGCCUACUUUUUUUGUUUGUUUUAAUUUGCAGUCAAAUGGUGCUUAGGUCGGCUGUACAUGGACCCACGUUAGUCCCUGACCACAGGGCCGGGCCUCACUAAGCCGCCGCCGGUCCGAACCCCCAAAACACACACACAAACACACACCAUCCUACACAGGGGCCGAACCCGAAGGAGCGUGCCAGGCCUCGACACAGGAGCACUGUCCAACUAAAGGUUUAUAUGAGUGCAAUAGCAUGUGGAUGAUAACGUGUGACUUUUGAAUAGUUCAUUUUUUUCCAAUCAAAGGCCUUAUUUUACAUUGUUUUUCAUGACAUGUGUUUCAGUCCCGCUCAGUCGGACCUGCUCAUCCUGACGGAUGGAGCUCUACCUCUACCCGCUCAUUUGCUUUUUCUAGAAUAGUCGCUAAUGUCGAGUUAGUCCGUUUUGCCUUUUUCGUGUUGUAUGUACCGGUUACAUCAAGAUGUGUUCAAUUGUACAAGUACCUAUGUUGAUUUGGUCAUUUCUAAUUUAUGAACCAGUUUUUGUUUUUUUUGCUUUUUUGAUACACCACAUAUUUUUGUAGCUUUUCCGUCUAUGUGGCAGGUUGUUCAGGGGAAACCUACCAUUGGUGCUGCAACACACAAUUAGUCAUCAGCGAGUUUUUGCAUUUCCUGUGUAUAUAUUGACAGCAUACUGUAUGUUUAUUUAUAUCCUUUUUUUUGCUCACAUCACUGUAUCACAGUAAAUUAUACUCAGAGAGAAAUACUUGGUCAACCACAACUCAGUCUGAAGAAGUAUUUAUGUUCUUAAGGUGUGUUUGUGUGUUGGACUGGCAGCUACCAUAAGCCAGAGUUAGAAUACACACACACAAACACACACACACACACACACACACACACAACUCAGUCAUUUCAUAUCCUUAACUUAUAUUACCUUGAACAAAGUGUAAUUAUAUAAAGUCUGUGGCGGAUUCAGUCGGAUGCUGAUGUGUAAAUAAUAAACAAGUUGUCAAACAAUUAAAUGAAACCUUUUAUCCACAA